AUGAAUUUGGGAAAUGAUAUUGGUAUUUUAAUGAAAGGUAGCUUUGUGUUGGCUGUGGAAUUACGUUUACUUGGUAAUAUCUCGGGACUGGUAUCUUCCCUAACGGUGGUCAUGGGUGAAAUAUUGUGGGGCAGUGUACCCUAUGUUUCGGGUACUCAGAGCAUUUGGAGGUCAAUCCUUUCCCUUGACUGGUUAUUCUUUCUCCUGUUUACAGAGGUUGGAUGA
Messenger RNA from Bipolaris zeicola 26-R-13, 225 nucleotides. RefSeq lists its product as uncharacterized. The record is from RefSeq and is a predicted model, not a curated record. Lineage: Eukaryota; Fungi; Ascomycota; Dothideomycetes; Pleosporales; Pleosporaceae. The coding region runs from base 1 to 225 and encodes 74 amino acids. The transcript has a single exon.